Molecule: messenger RNA, 4365 nt
Organism: Truncatella angustata
Lineage: Eukaryota; Fungi; Ascomycota; Sordariomycetes; Amphisphaeriales; Sporocadaceae
Product: P-loop containing nucleoside triphosphate hydrolase protein
Exons: 19
Coding region: 1-4365 (1454 amino acids)
Biological process (GO): transmembrane transport
Cellular component (GO): membrane
Molecular function (GO): ABC-type transporter activity; ATP binding; ATP hydrolysis activity
Source: RefSeq, a predicted model, not a curated record
AUGGAACAAGCAAACAUCUUCGUUUGUGGCGAUGAUUCGUUUGGCCCAAGCGUAAAGUCUGUGGACUGUCGCGGUGGUUUUGAUUUCACAGUCCUUUUCGAAGAAACCAUACUGGCUAUCCUGCCAGCGGCUUGUUUCCUCCUUCUGGUGCCAUUUCGCGCGCUUCGGCUACUUCGUCGUAGGAUCAGGGUCAAGAGAAAUGCUUUGUAUGUGUGCAAGCUGACCACCAUCGGAGCAUACAUUGGACUGCAAUUAGCCCUUCUGGUAUUGUCGACUCAGCGCGUGGUGCGCACGCAGGUCUCCAUCGCUUCGGCGUCGCUAUCGCUGGUCUCCGGCUUGAGCCUUGCGUUGCUGUCGCAUUUGGAGCAUGCAAAAACAAUCCGACCCUCGUUCCUAAUCAAUUUUUACCUGCUGACAACCGUGUUGUUCGACGCCACAAGGGUUCGAACGCAAUGGCUGGCGGGGCAAGACAGUGGUGCUGCGGGCGCUUUGAGUGCUUCGCUCUUCAUGAAAUGCAUCAUGCUGGCGUUGGAGGCUGUGGAAAAGCGAUCUCUCCUCCUUGGUCUUGAUCGCCAUUUCUCGAGAGAGAGUACCAGUGGAAUGAUAAGUCGCAGUGCAUUCUGGUGGCUGAACUCUUUGAUGUUCUCCGGCAGCAAGACCGUUUUGUCAAUUGACAGCUUGCCGGCUAUCCAUGAAAAGUUGAAUUCCGAGGAUCUGGCUCGUGACGUUCAACCAGUCUGGGACCAAUGCAACCAGGAGCGCAAGCAUGCUUUGGCUUUUGCAUGCACGUGGGCGCUUCGCUGGGAGGUUUUAAUGAUUUUGAUCCCCAAAUUUGCUUAUGUCGCACUGAGUCUAUCUCAGACAUACCUGAUUCAAGCCGCCGUGCGGUAUGUCGCAGAGGCUGGCUCUGAUGAGUGGAGUAGCGGCUAUGGCUUGAUUGCUGCUUUCGGACUUGUAUAUAUCGGCCUUGCUGUAAUGAUGGGAUGGUCCUCUCACCUAACUUACAGACUUAUGACCAUGAUGCGAGGGCAAUUGACUUCCCUCAUAUAUAGCAAAGCACUGAUGCUACCCAUAACAGGGGCCAACGAAUCUGCUGCAAUGACAUUGAUGGGAGCUGACGUUCAGUCAAUUGCUGCUUCGUAUCAUUUUCUUUUACUCGAUCUAGUUCCCAGUGUGGUUCAACUCGCUAUUGCCAUAUAUCUUCUCUAUACGCAACUCGGCGCGGUUUGUGUGGCGCCAGUAUUAGUAGCUCUGAUCUCUACUGGUAUAUCAACAGUGCUAGCCGGCCACGUUACCUCACGGCAAAAGCAUUGGUACGGGGCGAUCCAGGAGAGGAUUAAUUACACUUCUGAAAUUUUAGGGUCGAUGCGCAACGUGAAGAUGCUUGGACUCUCCCAGAAGAUGACUGAGAAUAUCCAGAGUAUGCGAGAAGAUGAAAUGAACAUCUCAAGACGUUUUCGAAAAGUCCAAAGCCUUAAUGUUUCUCUUGCUAACGCUCCUUACAUAUUCAACAAUUUCUUGGUAUUUGCAGUCUACGCCAUCGUAGCCAAACUUCAUGGAGGCGAUUCAUUCUCCGUGUCCCAGGCUGUUACGGCACUGGCAGCAGUCACACUUUUAUCGACACCCCUUGGUCGCCUCUUAAAUGCCAUUCCCACUGGAUGGGCAUCCCUAGGCUGCUUCACGCGUAUUCAGGAGUUCCUGCUACAAGAAGUCCAAAUAGAGCAGCGCACUAUCCCAGCAUCAAGACCAAGCCGGGGAUCUGUCGGUCACACUGACGAUAUUGAGCUUCAGUAUCUUGGAAGAAUCAGCGCUAGAAGCGGUCUGCGUAUUGAGAAAUCCAGCUUUGGUUGGUCCAGCUCCUCAAACAUUGUCAAAGAUGUAUCAACAGACAUUGGCCAAGACAUCCAUCUUACUAUUGUGGUUGGACCGGUUGGAUGUGGAAAAUCGACGCUCCUCAAAGGUCUCUUGGGGGAAACACCUAGGAUAAGUGGCGAUGUUUUUGUUCCAUCAUCAAAGAUCGCUUUUUGUGAUCAGACACCAUGGAUAAUCAAUGGUUUCAUCAAAGAUAACGUUGUUGCUGCUUCUGAACUCGACGAAGCCUGGUACCAUUCCGUUAUCAAUGCUUGCGCUCUCGAGGUCGAUAUGAGGAAAAUGCCCGAUGGUGAUCAGACUAUCGUUGGGAGCAAGGGUGUGAAACUCAGUGGGGGGCAAAAACAACGAUUGUCUAUUGCUCGGGCUGUUUACGCCCGAAAGUCUUUAGCGAUCUUUGACGAUGUACUGAGUGGAUUGGACUCGGUAACAGAAGAGAUCAUCUUCCAGCGUGUCUUUGGCCCGGCUGGUUUACUCCGAAAGACAGGGACUCAAGCUGUUUUAGCAACCCACUCAGUGAAACGCUUACCAAAGGCGGAUCUAAUUCUCGCCCUGGAUACAACCGGCAGGAUCGCCGAAGAAGGGACAUUCCAAGAAUUGAAUAAACCAGGGAGCUAUAUCCACAGUCUACGGGUCGAACUCGCGAAAGAGCAAGUGCUCGACGAACAGAGUGGGUGCCAAGAACAGCCUAUCCAGGCAACUGCCACAGGAUUUACCGAAGCUGGUGACAGCAUGGCUCGAAAGACGGGCGAUUGGGCAACGUAUAGGUAUUAUACUCGUGCUUUGGGUCACUGGCCUCUCUCAAUAUUCGUUGCUCUUGUGAUACUUAAUGAAUGCUCCAAUGGGAUGGGUACGGUCUGGCUCAAGUGGUGGGCUUCCGGUAACGAGAGUGAAAUCGGUCAACCUCUAGGAUAUUGGUUAGGUAUAUAUGCUCUUUUCAAUUUGCUUGAAGGCAUCGGACUGUGCAGCGCCGUAGCCUGGCUCUGGAUAUACAUCAUACCCAAAUCUGGAAACAACUUACACCGUAUCAUGCUGGAUGCAGCAACUAAAGCACCAUUAUCAUUUUUCGCUGCAACAGAAACUGGCGUCUUAGUAAAUCGGUUCAGCCAAGAUCUUCGCCUUGCUGAUAUUGCGCUUCCCGGUUCGAUUAUCAAUGUCGCAUUCCAAAUUGGGUCUUGUCUUGUGAUUAUGGCCAUCAAUGUCACAGCCGUACAAUACUUCGUCGCCGUCCUUCCCCCGGUCUGCUUUGUUCUGUAUUUUAUCCAAAGAUUCUACUUGAAGACAUCUCGCCAGCUUAGAUUGCUUGAGAUCGAAGCUAAUGCACCCUUGUUCUCCCAUCUCAUCGAAACUCAAAGCGGCUUGGCGACUAUCCGAUCAUUUGGCUGGACUCGAGACUACACUUUGAAGAAUAGACUGCGGCUAGAUGAAUCUCAGAAACCGUACUAUCUUCUUUUGUGCAUACAAAGAUGGCUUGUGCUAGUCCUCGAUCUCGUCGUUGCCGGCCUGACAGCCGUGCUGGUAGGCAUGGCCGUUGCGCUCAGAACCAAGCUUGACGCCGGUUUCUUAGGUCUGGCCUUGGUAGGCAUGAUGAAUCUUUCGCAUUCCUUGACGGACCUUGUUCAGCAUUAUACUAUGCUUGAGACGACUCUCGGUGCGAUCGCACGAAUUAAGGACUUCGCCGAGAAUACGCCAGCUGAAAGAAGACCUGGGGAGGAUGAUAGCCCCGAUGUAAGUUGGCCAAGCCAAGGAGCAAUUGAGUUCAAGAAUGUCUUUGCAAGCUACAGUGUGGGAGCAUCGCCAGUCCUCAAAGAUGUGACCUUCUCUAUCGAGGGAGGAGAGAAGCUAGGAAUAGUAGGGAGAACCGGAAGCGGCAAAAGCUCCUCGACCCUAGCAAUCAUGCGCAUGAUAGAUCUUGUGGGUGGUAAGAUUAUCCUGGACGGGAUUGAUCUCUCCACCUUGACAGGUGCAGCUGUACGAGAAAGACUCAAUUGUCUCACGCAGGAUCCGUUCCUGUACCCUGCCUCGAUACGCGCCAAUGUCGACCCACUAGAUACUUCAUCCAAUGAAGCCAUCGUCGCAGCUUUGAACAAGGUUGGCCUGUGGAGCGUGCUCAAGAAAAAGACAGCCGAUGAGGAUGGCGACGUGGCCGCGAUUCUGGACACACCCAUGGACCAAGAUUUCCUGUCGCAUGGUCAACGCCAACUCUUUUGCUUGGCCAGGGCAUUACUCAAACCCGGAAAGGUGCUUGUCCUCGACGAGCCCACAAGCAGUGUUGAUACCCGCACAGACGCGCAGAUGCAGGAAAUCAUUCGUUCGGAGUUCAAGAGCCACACUAUCAUCAUGAUUGCUCAUCGGCUGUCGAGCCUUAUGGAUUUUGAUAAGGUGGCUGUACUCGAUGGUGGGCGGCUGAUUGAAUUUGGAAAGCCCGCUGAUCUAGUCAAGGAUAGGUCGAGUGCGUUCACAAAAUUGUAUCAAGGCUCUGCCGUGUCACACUAG